AUGAAAACGUAUAGGGUGAAAUUGGAAGAGGAGCUAACACUUGGAAUUGAGAACGUACGACCAGAAUCCACUCUUUUCUACAACAGGAGCGGUGUCAUACGGGAAAAUAGUGCCAAAAUAGUACCAACUGGUAUAAAUGAAAUAACAUCGGAUGGAACAGGUGUAAUAUUUCAUAUUCUGGGCGCAAAUCCAACAGAAGAGAACAAAUACGUUUCAACCAAGGCAGAUUGGAUUGGAUUUGACACUUCAGUGAACGUGGAGAAAACAAACACAUUUCACCUGGAACACCACUACAAAAAGGAUGACGAGUGUGCUAGAAUGGUGGCAUUACGAUGCUACUGUGGAGCAUUUGAGGAAGUGAAGACACUUGAUGAAACUGUACGAGGAGACAAAGGGUACGGUUCAACAGGUUUCAAAUAA
Messenger RNA from Enterospora canceri, 420 nucleotides. Lineage: Eukaryota; Fungi; Microsporidia; Enterocytozoonidae. The record is from the annotation of a GenBank genome assembly.